This is a messenger RNA of Capsicum annuum, 279 nucleotides long. RefSeq lists its product as uncharacterized. The record is from RefSeq and is a predicted model, not a curated record. Lineage: Eukaryota; Viridiplantae; Streptophyta; Magnoliopsida; Solanales; Solanaceae.
UACUAUUAUUUCAAAACUGCCUUUGAUGCUGUGCGAGAAGCCAAUCGAUCGGACUGGCUACUUUCCAGAUACCGCGUUGCAUUGUAUUUCUUGGAAGAGGAAAAACAUCAAAUGAUUCACGGCGCCUAUGGCGUUAUGCAAUUAUGCUGCUAUAUCAGGAGUGGACAAUUUAAAAAAAAACGAGAGAGCACCUUCAGAAGAACAACCUGCUGAGGAGGGUCGUGGGACGAUGGAUCAAACAGGCAAAGGGAAACAGAAAGUCACUGAUCAGCCAAUGAG